Myotis myotis is the source of this 7007-nucleotide messenger RNA. It is a transcript of the gene HELZ, whose product is annotated as helicase with zinc finger. Gene Ontology annotation, cellular component: cytosol; P granule. Gene Ontology annotation, molecular function: ATP binding; helicase activity; metal ion binding. The coding region runs from base 320 to 6151 and encodes 1943 amino acids. Gene Ontology annotation, biological process: regulatory ncRNA-mediated post-transcriptional gene silencing. The record is from RefSeq and is a predicted model, not a curated record. The transcript is spliced from 34 exons. Lineage: Eukaryota; Metazoa; Chordata; Mammalia; Chiroptera; Vespertilionidae.
CCAAGGGGGGAGUCACUUUAAAGGCUCUUUCUUACCCAUAAUGCUUUGUGGGGACGUUGACAAGUGGAUCCAAGAUGGCGUAGAAAGUAAUGACAGGCAUUGGAUGAAGUAAUUGAUCACUAAAGAACUACCGUGCUGGUGAGAUGUGUAAGAAAUUAUAAAGAGCUCUGAUGGGCUAUUUGGGUGAUACCCAGUGCAGUGAACUGCAGGCAAUAUAUCAGAAGAAAUACUGCUGCCAGAAAUGUUGGAGAUUUUACUGCCUGUGUUUUCUUCUAGGAUUUUGAUAGUUUUGAGUCUAAAAGAUUUUUGUCCCUGAGUCAUGGAAGACAGAAGAGCUGAGAAGUCAUGUGAACAAGCGUGUGAAUCACUCAAGAGGCAGGACUAUGAAAUGGCCCUCAAGCACUGCACAGAGGCCCUUCUUUCUCUUGGCCAGUACUCCAUGGCUGACUUCAUAGGGCCGUGUUCACUGGAAAUAGAAAGUAUCAAAAUUGAGAGUCUUCUUUACAGAAUUGCCUCAUUUUUGCAACUGAAAAAGUAUGGACAAGCUGAUGAAGAUUGUAGGCAUGUGCUGGGAGAAGGACUGGCCAAGGGAGAUGGUGCUUUUCAGGCAGUGCUUUGCUGCAUGCAGCUGAAAGGAAAGCUUCAACUUGUAUCCAACAUUCUUGCCAAGUCACUAACAGGAGAGUCCCUGAAUGGGAUGGUAACAAAAGAUUUAACAAGACUAAAAACACUUCUCACAGAAACAGAGACAGCAACUAGUAACGUCCUCUCUGGAUAUCACGUGGAAGAUUUAGAAGAGGGAUCUUGUAAUGGUUGGCAUUUCCGCCCACCACCUAGGGGAAUCACAAGCAGCGAGGAAUAUACUUUGUGUAAAAGAUUUUUAGAGCAAGGAAUCUGUAGGUAUGGUGCCCAGUGUACUUCAGCACAUUCCCAGGAAGAACUAGCAGAAUGGCAGAAAAGAUAUGCUUCACGGUUGAUAAAAUUGAAACAGCAAAAUGAGAAUAAACAGUUCUCAGGCAGUUACAUGGAAACCUUGAUAGAAAAGUGGAUGAAUUCAUUAUCUCCUGAGAAAGUGCUUAGUGAAUGUGUUGAAGGAGUAAAGGUAGAGCAUAAUCCUGAUCUGACGGUUACUGUCAACACCAAAAAGUCUCACCAGACAUGGACUUUUGCUCUCACCUGUAAGCCUGCAAGAAUGCUGUAUCGUGUAGCAUUGCUUUAUGAUGCUCAUCGUCCUCAUUUUAGUAUCAUUGCAAUAUCUGCCGGAGAUAGUACUACCCAGGUAUCACAAGAAGUCCCAGAAAACUGUCAAGAAUGGAUAGGAGGAAAGAUGGCCCAAAAUGGAUUAGAUCAUUACGUGUAUAAAGUCGGGAUAGCAUUUAACACAGAAAUAUUUGGAACUUUUCGCCAAACCAUAGUUUUCGACUUUGGAUUGGAACCAGUACUCAUGCAAAGAGUAAUGAUUGAUGCAGCUUCUACAGAAGAUCUUGAGUACCUGAUGCACGCAAAACAACAGCUAGUAACCACAGCUAAGCGUUGGGAUUCUUCUUCUAAGACUAUUAUAGAGUUUGAACCUAAUGAAACUACUGAUUUGGAGAAGAGCCUUCUUAUCAGAUACCAAAUUCCUCUCUCUGCUGACCAGCUAUUUACCCAGUCCGUUUUAGACAAGUCAUUGACCAAGACCAACUAUCAGUCCCGGUUGCAUGACCUUCUUUAUAUUGAGGAGAUAGCUCAGUAUAAAGAAGUAAGCAAGUUCAAUCUUAAAGUGCAAUUGCAGAUUCUGGCAAGCUUCAUGCUCACUGGAGUUUCUGGAGGUGCAAAGUAUGCUCAGAAUGGACAACUUUUUGGUCGUUUUAAGCUUACUGAAACACUUUCUGAAGAUACUUUGGCAGGACGGCUUGUGAUGACCAAAGUCAAUGCUGUUUAUUUAUUACCAGUCCCUAAAGAGAAGUUAGUACAGACCCAGGGAACCAAAGAGAAGGUUUAUGAAGCUACUAUUGAAGAAAAAACAAAAGAAUAUAUAUUUUUAAGGAUAUCCAGGGAAUGCUGUGAAGAACUUAAUCUUCGGCCUGACUGUGACACACAGGUUGAACUUCAGUUUCAAUUAAAUCGAUUACCCCUCUGUGAAAUGCAUUAUGCACUAGACAGGAUCAAGGACAAUGGGGUUUUAUUUCCAGACAUCACUAUGACUCCAACCAUACCUUGGAGUCCCACCAGACAGUGGGAUGAACAGUUGGAUCCUCGACUAAAUGCAAAACAGAAAGAAGCUGUUCUAGCCAUUACAACCCCACUUUCAAUACAGCUGCCUCCUGUUCUCAUCAUCGGACCCUAUGGGACAGGCAAAACCUUCACGCUAGCUCAGGCUGUAAAGCACAUACUCCAGCAACAGGAGACAAGCAGGAUUCUCAUUUGCACCCAUUCUAAUAGUGCUGCUGAUCUCUACAUAAAGGAUUAUUUACAUCCCUAUGUAGAAGCAGGCAAUCCCCAGGCAAGACCUCUCAGGGUAUAUUUCAGAAAUCGCUGGGUAAAGACUGUUCACCCAGUUGUGCAUCAGUACUGUUUGAUCUCAAGCGCACAUUCCACCUUUCAGAUGCCACAGAAAGAAGAUAUUCUUAAGCACCGAGUGGUUGUUGUUACCUUGAAUACUUCCCAGUACCUCUGUCAGUUGGACCUUGAACCUGGGUUUUUUACGCACAUUCUGUUAGAUGAAGCUGCCCAGGCCAUGGAGUGUGAAACCAUUAUGCCUCUAGCAUUAGCAACUAAAAGCACUCGGGUUGUCUUGGCUGGUGACCACAUGCAGCUCAGUCCUUUUGUUUACAGCGAGUUUGCCAGGGAGAGAAACCUUCAUGUUUCAUUACUUGAUCGACUCUAUGAGCAUUACCCCGCUGAGUUCCCAUGCAGGAUCCUCCUCUGUGAGAACUACCGGUCCCAUGAAGCUAUCAUCAAUUACACCUCUGAGCUCUUCUAUGAGGGCAAACUGAUGGCCAGUGGAAAGCAACCAGCACACAAGGAUUUCUACCCACUCACUUUCUUUACAGCUCGAGGGGAAGAUGUACAAGAAAAAAAUAGCACAGCUUAUUAUAAUAAUGCAGAGGUAUUUGAAGUGGUGGAGCGUGUGGAAGAGUUAAGAAGGAAAUGGCCAGUAGCAUGGGGGAAGUUAGAUGAUGGCAGUAUCGGUGUGGUGACUCCAUAUGCUGAUCAAGUGUUUAGGAUACGUGCUGAACUUCGAAAAAAGAGAUUAUCUGAUGUUAAUGUAGAAAGGGUGCUAAAUGUUCAAGGAAAGCAAUUCAGAGUUUUGUUUCUUAGCACAGUACGGACAAGGCAUACUUGUAAACAUAAACAGACACCAAUUAAAAAGAAAGAACAACUGCUGGAAGAUUCCACAGAGGAUUUAGAUUAUGGUUUUUUAUCUAACUACAAACUUCUCAACACUGCCAUCACAAGAGCACAGUCCCUGGUUGCUGUGGUAGGUGAUCCCAUUGCUCUGUGCUCCAUUGGAAGAUGCAGGAAGUUUUGGGAGCGGUUUAUUGCCCUGUGUCAUGAAAAUAAUAGCCUACACGGAAUCACUUUUGAACAGAUCAAAGCUCAACUAGAGGCUUUAGAACUAAAGAAGACAUAUGUGUUGAAUCCACUGGCACCCGAAUUUAUCCCCCGGGCCCUAAGACUGCAGCAUUCAGGAAGUGCCAACAAGCUGCAGCAAUCACCCCCGAAGGGGAAAAGCCUCCAACAUACCCAGAAUGAUCAUUUCCAGAAUGAUGGAAUUGUUCAACCCAAUCCUUCCGUUCUUAUUGGCAAUCCUAUUAGAGCAUAUACUCCUCCACCCCCUCUUGGACCUCAUCCAAAUUUGGGAAAAUCUCCAAGCCCUGUCCAGAGAAUAGAUCCUCACACUGGGACAAGUAUUCUUUAUGUACCUGCUGUCUAUGGAGGGAAUGUAGUUAUGUCGGUGCCUUUACCUGUACCAUGGACAGGAUACCAGGGUAGGUUUGCAGUUGAUCCUCGAAUCAUUACACAUCAGGCAGCAAUGGCCUACAAUAUGAACCUCUUACAGACGCAUGGACGGGGGUCUCCUCUACCUUAUGGCCUUGGGCAUCAUCCCCCUGUCAGCAUAGGGCAGCCACAGAACCCACAUCAGGAGAAGGACCAGCAUGAGCAACAUCGAAAUGGUAAAAGUGAUACAAAUAAUCCUGGACCUGAAAUUAAUAAGAUUCGAACACCAGAGAAAAAGCUUACAGAAUCAAAACAGAUUGAUUUGGAAUCAAAUCCACAGAACAGAAGUCCUGAAUCACGUCCUGGUGUUUAUCCCAAUACCAAAUUUCAUCGCAAAGAUAAUCUCAACCCAAGACACAUAAACCUUCCCCUUCCUGCUCCCCCUGCACAGUAUGCCAUCCCCGGUCGCCAUUUUCAUCCCCUUCCCCAGUUACCAAGAGCACCAUUUCCAGUUCCACAGCAGCAUGCCUUGUUAAACCAGCAGCAGAAUAAUUUGCCUGAACAAGCAAACCAAAUGCCACCCCAACCAAAUCAGGUAGUCCAGCAGCAGAAUCCUUUGAAUCAGCUGCCUCCACAGCCACCUCCUCAGCUUUCUCCUGCCUACCAGGCAGGGCCCAACAAUGCUUUUUUUAAUAAUGCAGUUUCUCAUCGACCACAGUCCCCUCCUGCAGAGGCUGUGAUCCCUGAGCAGCCCCCUCCCAUGCUGCAAGAAGGCCACAGUCCCUUGCGAGCCAUUGCACAGCCUGGCCCCCUUCUUCCUUCACAUCUGAAUAACUUCACUGAUGAGAACCCCCCAGGAUUGCCAAUAGGAGAGGCUUUAGAUCGUAUGCAUGGGAGUGUAGCCCUGGACACAUUACGACAGCAGCAAGUGCGGUUACAGCAGUGGAAUGAGCAUCACGCCUACCUGAGUCAGGGCAGUAUUCCAUACUCACACCAUCAACAGCCUCAUCCUCACCUCCAGCAUCUUCCUCAGCCGCCCAUUGGAUUACAUCAGUCGCCAGUGAAGGCAGACUGGAAGCUGCCCAGCAGUGCCGAAGGUGAAGCAGAAACAACAGAGUCAAGGUUUCAGGACUUACUCAGAGAACUGUCCAAUCGUGAUCAAAGUGAAGCACGGGAACUAGCUGAGAUGCCACCACCUCAAUCAAGACUUUUGCAGUAUAGACAAAUUCAGACUAGGAGCCCACCAGCAGUCCCCUCUCCCCCUUCCAGUACAGACCACAGUAGCCAUUUUUCUAACUUUAACGACAAUAGCAGAGACGUUGAAGUAGCCAACAACCCAGCAUUUCCGCAGCGACUACCACCCCAGAUAUUCAGCUCUCCUUUCUCGUUGCCAUCUGAACACCUUGCCCCUCCUCCCCUGAAAUACCUGGCAUCUGAUGGAGCAUGGACUUUUGCUAACUUACAACAGAAUCACCUGAUGGGGCCAGGUUUUCCCUAUGGCCUAUCUCCAUUGCCUCACAGGCCACCACAAAACCCUUUUGUACAAAUACAGAAUCAUCAACACGCUAUUGGUCAAGAGCCAUUUCACUCAUUGUCAUCUCGAACAGUAUCUUCUUCUUCGCUCCCUAGCUUAGAAGAGUAUGAACCCAGAGGACCUGGCCGGCCCUUGUACCAAAGAAGAAUCUCCUCUAGCUCAGUCCAACCUUGUUCUGAAGAAGGAAGCACUCCUCAAGAUAGCCUUGCUCGGUGUAAAGAGCUUCAGGACCACAAUAACCAAUCCUCUUUCAACUUAUUAUCCCCGGAGUCCUGGGUAAACACCACCUCAUCUACCCCCUAUCAGAACAUUCCGUGCAAUGGAUCCAGCCGGGCAGCCCAGCCCAGAGAAUUGAUAGCUCCUCCCAAGACCAUCAAACCCCCUGAGGAUCAACUGAAGUCUGAAAACCUCGAGGUGUCCAGUUCCUUCAACUAUAAUGUGCUGCAGCAUCUCGGCCAGUUCCCCCCCCUCAUGCCCAACAAGCAGAUUGCAGAGUCGGCUAACAGCAGCGGCCAGCAGACCUCGGGGGGCAGCAAGCCCGCCAUGUCCUACGCUAGCGCUCUGCGGGCGCCCCCCAAGCCCAGGCCCCCGCCUGAGCAGGCCAAGAAGAGUAGCGACCCUCUGUCUCUGUUCCAGGAACUCAGCCUGGGGAGCUCCGCAGGCAGCAACGGCUUUUACUCCUAUUUUAAAUAAUCACUUUGUUUUUGCCUCAAGGGAGAAUGUUUUAAUUUCUGUUUCUAUCAAUAGAAUUAAGAUAGUUGGACUUCAUCUAUAGAUGCACAGUUCCCUUUGUUUUAAUAUUAAAUAUGUUCUCACUUAAUUGCUUCGCUGCUAGACUUGCAACUAAUUUUUUAAAAGUAUAUUCCAUUAUUUUGCAUUUUUGACAUGAGUCAGAAUUUUGACAGCUUUUAUGUAGAAUAAAAAUAUUUUUAAAUUUGUGUAUUGUUACAUAUGUUUGCAUCGAACUAGCAGCUAAGAGGUUAAUUGUGCAACUAUAAAAAAAAAAGAGAAAAAAGUUUGUCUAAAAUGUAUUUAAAAAGAAAAAAAAAGUUGUAAGUAGCAUUUACAUUUAUUCAAUAAUAUUACCAUAUGCUGGGUUUCUGUACCAGAAAUGGCCAGUUAUGUACAAAAUGUAUGUUAUUUUUGCUUAAAUUCAUUUAAAAUUUUUUAAAAUAAAGGGCAGCAUCUUAUAAAUACUUUAAGUUUUAUCAGCUUUUUUUGGUGACAAGAUGCUGCAUUCUAAAACUUUGAUAGUUUUAGACCACGUGUGGUGUGCUGAUGUCAUCUCCAUCCACUGAGGAUAGAGUCAGAGGCGUUCUUCGCAGGUGUACCUGUAUGCCACUGUUCUUUGUAACGUGAAAAAACAUGGGCAUACUUAGUUAUUUUUUUGAACAAGCUACACUUCAAGCUUGUUUUUACUGUUAAUUUGAUAGUGUGUUUUUUUUAAACAGAUCAUGAAGCUGAAAAUUUUUAGGAUUGUUGGUGCUUAGUAGACUUGAUAACUAUUUUAAAAAUGCGUGGAUUUAGUAAAAUCUUUUUUUCCUCACUA